Molecule: messenger RNA, 609 nt
Organism: Blepharisma stoltei
Lineage: Eukaryota; Ciliophora; Heterotrichea; Heterotrichida; Blepharismidae
Source: the annotation of a GenBank genome assembly
AUGGAUCCGGUGAAAAAAUACACCCCAGAGUUGAUCGAAAAAUUCCGAGCCGGCGAAUAUGUGCCUUGCUCAAUAGCUUUUGACAACUCCUGCGAAUAUGAUUUCAUCAAAAGGGUCCUGAUCAUGUACAAACUUACCUUCAUUUUUUAUGCACCAGCGCAUAUCCUUCCUGUUUUGAUUUUCAAGCUUAGACAGCUAAAACGAGACCCAAUUCCUAUGCUUAAGCACCUGGCAAUUAAUAUCCUCAAGUCAACCACAUUUGGGGCUUUAAUUGGAGGACUUACUGUCUAUUUAAGAUGUUUGACAAAUAGACUUUUCAAAGGAACGACAAGACUGAACUGGCUUCUUAUAACACCUCUUGCCAGUCUUUCGAUACUUAUUGAGAAUCCUGGGAGAAAGACCGAACUGACCCUUUAUUUAUUACCAAGAGCUAUUGAAACUAUUUGAAAUAUGCUGAGAAGCAGAAAAUGGGUAUUCAGGAUCCCAUAUUUUGAAGUAUUUUUAAUGGGAUUAGCAAUGGGAACACUUACAUAUUUCCUUAAUAAUGAGCCUGAAUACAUCAAACCAACAUAUCGAUCGACGCUAACUCACUUAUUCGGAAAAUCGUAA